Messenger RNA from Paecilomyces variotii, 1302 nucleotides. RefSeq names its product sphingolipid hydroxylase. Gene Ontology annotation, molecular function: oxidoreductase activity; iron ion binding. NCBI's taxonomy places the organism in Eukaryota, Fungi, Ascomycota, Eurotiomycetes, Eurotiales, Thermoascaceae. Bases 1 to 1302 code for a protein of 433 amino acids. The record is from RefSeq and is a predicted model, not a curated record. Gene Ontology annotation, biological process: lipid biosynthetic process. The transcript is spliced from 2 exons.
AUGGCGUCCAACACAUCGCUACCACUGGAGCUACCUCCCCUCCCGGCAUAUACCUUGACUCCUCGCCCUCCGCUGUUUGCUCCGAUCCCCGAUAACAUUGUGGCUCUGAUGCUGCCCAUCAUCGCCUACUGGGCCGUUUCCAUGAUUUUCCACAUCAUCGAUAUCUACGACCUCUUCCCACAGUACCGUCUCCACACGCCGGCAGAGCUCCUUAAACGCAACCAUGUGACUCGCUGGGACGUCGUCAGAGACGUCGUCCUGCAGCAGGUCAUUCAGACAAUCGCCGGCCUGAUCCUUGCACAGUUUGAUGAUAUUGAAUAUACCGGCAGGGAGGACUACGAUGUCGCCGUCUGGGCACGGCGCAUCAGGAUGAUGCAGAGAACGCUUCCUGGUCUGCUGGGGCUCCUUGGUCUCGACUCCGCUGGCCUGGCCAAGAAUCUAUCGGGGCAUCCCAUGCUUGCCGGAGCUUUGUCGGGCGGCAGAUAUCCUUCGCUCGUGCAAAAGGUUAUCAUGGAUAACGGUGCGGAGGUGAUUGCUCCUGCUUUCGCGGGUUGGGAAUUGGCAGUGGCCAGUUUCAUCUACUACUAUCUCAUCCCUGCGUUCCAGUUUGUCUGGGCUAUUUCCGUAGUGGAUACUUGGCAGUAUUUCUGGCACCGUGCAAUGCACCUGAAUCGAUGGCUCUAUGUGAUGUUUCAUUCCCGCCAUCAUCGCCUCUAUGUCCCGUAUGCGUUCGGAGCUCUGUACAACCAUCCGGUGGAAGGAUUCCUGCUUGACACGGCUGGGACGGGUGUUGCAUUCCUGACAUCGAUGAUGACCCACCGUCAGAGCAUGUGGUUCUUUACUCUUUCAACCAUCAAAACCGUGGACGACCACUGUGGCUAUGCAUUCCCGUGGGAUCCAUUGCAGCAUCUCACGUCGAACAAUGCGGCCUACCACGACAUCCACCACCAGAGCUGGGGCAUUAAGACGAAUUUCUCUCAGCCUUUCUUUAUCGUCUGGGACCGACUGAUGGGUACUCAGUGGAAGGGCGAUGUGAGCUUGCGCUACGAGAGAGCGAGAGUGGCGGCCCAGAAGCAGGUUGAUGCUGAGCGCUCCCAAACUGCGACAGAAGAGAGCAAGGGCGAGACCUCAUCCGUUACUACGCCGGCCAGUGCUAGAAGAAAUGGCAGCAUUACUGUUUCUGCGGAAGAGGCGGAUGAUCUGAAGGCACGGACCAUCCUUCGAAAGAAGACAGUUGCCCUCCAAGCUGAUGGGGGAAACUCCCCCAGCCAUCGACUGACAAGGGGCAUCAUCCAGAAUUAG